AGUAAAUAAAACGUGGAGUAAUUUUUGUUUUUUUUUGUGAGGUUAUAAUUUAUAGAUGAAUGUUAAUAAUAUUGUUAAAUAAUUAAUUAAUAAACAUGGUUGGAAAACGUGAAAGUCGUGAAUUAAUGACAAUAUUUUUUUUGUGUAUAUUAUGGUAUAUUAUAUCAAGCAGCAACAAUGUUGUUGGAAAAUUAUUACUAUCGCAAUUUCCAUAUCCAAUGACACUUACAAUGAUACAAUUAACAACAAUAACAAUAUUAUCUGGUCCAUUUUUUAAUUUAUUUGGCAUUAGAAAAUCUUCAUCAAUCAUAACAUGGAGUUAUUAUUUUCGUUUGAUAGUACCACUUGCUCUUGGUAAAUUUAUUGGAAGUGUAUUCAGCCACGUCAGCAUUUGGAAGGUGCCUGUAUCAUAUGCACAUACUGUUAAAGCAACAAUGCCAUUGUUUACUGUAAUAUUAUCAAGAAUAAUAUUACGUGAAAAACAAACAACAAAUGUAUAUUUAAGUCUAUUACCAAUUGUUGGAGGUGUUGCAAUAGCAACAUUGACUGAAUUAAGUUUUAAUGCAAUUGGAUUAAUAAGUGCACUUGGAUCAACAAUGGCAUUUUCAUUACAAAAUAUAUACUCAAAAAAAGUGCUAUGUGAUACUGGAAUUCAUCAUUUAAGAUUGUUAUUUAUUCUUGGACGUUUGGCAUUAAUUAUGUUUCUUCCAUUAUGGUUUAUUUAUGAUUUUCAUAAUUUACUAAAUGAAGUAUUAAAUAAUUCAAUAACAUAUAAUAUUGUUGGUCUUUCAAUAAUUGAUGGUGUAUUAAAUUGGCUACAAAAUAUUAUUGCAUUUUCAGUAAUGUCAAUUGUUACACCAUUGACAUACGCUGUUGCAAGUGCUAGCAAAAGAAUAUUUGUCAUUGCCAUAACACUAUUUAUACUUGGUAAUCCAGUUACUGGACUAAAUAUAUUUGGCAUGACAUUAGCAAUAUUUGGAGUUUUAUUAUACAACAUGGCUAAAUAUAAACAAAAACAAUUGCAAAAGAAAAUUGCAUUAUUACCUAGAUAUACAAAAAUUGAUAAUAGUAAUUUUGCUAAUGGAUGGCCUGAAUUGACACAUCAACGAUUUGCUGUCUAGUCAUUUUAAUUUAUUUUAAUGUGUUCAAUUGCUAUUUUCAAUGUAAAUAUUUGACUGGAGUAGAAAAAAAUUUAAAAACAA
Molecule: messenger RNA, 1202 nt
Organism: Aphidius gifuensis
Lineage: Eukaryota; Metazoa; Arthropoda; Insecta; Hymenoptera; Braconidae
Product: solute carrier family 35 member E1 homolog
Exons: 3
Coding region: 96-1121 (341 amino acids)
Cellular component (GO): Golgi apparatus
Molecular function (GO): antiporter activity
Source: RefSeq, a predicted model, not a curated record